Raphanus sativus (radish) is the source of this 1144-nucleotide messenger RNA. Its product is annotated as serine/arginine-rich splicing factor SR45a-like. The record is from RefSeq and is a predicted model, not a curated record. Gene Ontology annotation, cellular component: spliceosomal complex. Gene Ontology annotation, molecular function: RNA binding. Lineage: Eukaryota; Viridiplantae; Streptophyta; Magnoliopsida; Brassicales; Brassicaceae. Gene Ontology annotation, biological process: positive regulation of mRNA splicing, via spliceosome. Bases 1 to 741 code for a protein of 246 amino acids. The transcript is spliced from 8 exons.
AUGCUGCAGAACACAGUGACUGUGAAACUUACAAUGGUCACACGAUCUCCUGCAAAGAAACAACUCAGGUCUGAAAUUGAAAACACUGGUACCACUCUCUUCGUGACCGGCCUAUCCACAAAAGUCACUGACAAGGAUCUUGAAGCACAUUUCUCCAAGCAAGGAAAGGUUGCGUCAUGCGUUCUAAAGCUGGACCCGCACACCCGUGUGUCUCGUGGUUAUGCCUUUGUUACAAUGGAUAGUCUUAGAGAUGCUGAGCGGUGCAUUAAGUAUCUCAACCAAACUUUACUUGAUGGCAGAUACAUAAAAGUCGAAAAGUCCCGAAGAAAGCGUCCGAGAACUCCCACCCCAGGCCAAUAUCUUGGCUUGAAAAGCUCUAGAGACAAUGAAAAAGACAGAGAUGGCCGUAGCAGUCGAGGGAAUCACGAUGAUCGUGAUGAUUCUCGGCAACGUUUGUCACCAAAACGCCACUAUUCACCUCGUGGUGAAAGGAACUCACCAAGACGCGACCAUUCACCUCGUGAUGGGAGGGAGUCACCAAGACACGAUCGUUCACCUCGUGGUGAAAGAAGCCCAGAGAGAAGGGGCUCACGAUCUCCUCCUGCACAGCCGAGGCCAAGAACUUUGGCAAGGCCUAUAUCUCCAGCAAGCCGUAUAAGGGCUGAAAUAGAUGCAAGUGUCUGGGCCGACCUACACCUAUCCCCAAUUGUCGCGGACAAGGAUCUUGAGUGGACACCGUAGGGUCACCAAGACGCGACCAUCUUUCACCUCGUACGUGGUGGAACGUAAAAAGGUCCUAGAGAAGAUACCAAUUGUGUAUAUACCCUCAAUAUAGAAGAUGCCAAUUGUUUCUUACUAAUAUCAGAGUAACUCCUCUUGCAUAUACAUUUGUAUCGUUAGGAUUCAAAUUGUUAAUUGUGAUAUAAUGCAAGUGUAAACAUAUAUCAACAACAAAGCAUGACGUAAAAGGAAGGUCAGCGUGAACUGGUGGAAGAGAAUCAGUGAGACCAAUCAUUGAACAGUUGAUUGGUUUUUGUCACCUCAGCAUGCUUCCUUUUCGCAGCUGUGUAUAUUCCCCCUCUAGUUGUUUUUUUUCUUGACAAAAAUUAAUAUUAUUUUUCUUAUCAGAUUAUGUUUUCAAUAU